Molecule: messenger RNA, 780 nt
Organism: Gryllus bimaculatus (two-spotted cricket)
Lineage: Eukaryota; Metazoa; Arthropoda; Insecta; Orthoptera; Gryllidae
Source: the annotation of a GenBank genome assembly
AUGGAAGGGAUUUGGAAGGGAUUGGAAGGGUUGGAGGGAUGGAAGGGAUUGGCAGGGAUUGGAAGGGAUUGGAAGGGAUGGAGGAUUGGAAGGGACUGGAAGGGAUUGGAAGGGGAUUGGAAGGGAUUGGAAGGGAAUUGGAAGGGAUUUGGAAGGGAUUGGAAGGGAUUGGAAGGGAUUGGAAGGGAUUGGAAGGGAUUGGAAGGGAUUGGAAGGGAUGGAAGGGAUUUGGAAGGGAUUGAAGGAUUGGGAAGGGAUUGGAAGGGAUUGGAAGGGAUUGAAGGGAUGGAAGGGAUUGGAAGGGAUUGGAAGGGAUUGAAGGGAUUGGAAGGGCUUGGAAGGGAUUGGAAGGGAAAUUGGAAGGGAUUGGAAGGAUUUGGAUGGGAUUGGAUGGGAUUGAUGGGAAUGGAUGGGAUUGGAUGGGAAUUGGAUGGGAAUUGGAUGGGAUUGGAAUGGGUUGGAUGGGAUGGGAUGGGAUUGGAUGGGAUGGGGAAGGGAUGGGAACGGGAAUGGGAUUGGAAGGGAUGGGAAGGGGAAGGGAUGGGAAGGGAUGGGAAGGGAUGGGAAGGGAUGGGAAGGGAUGGGAAGGGAUGGGAUUCUUUAUCGUCAACAAACGUACAUUUUGUAUCCCUAUUGUGUUGGAAGUCGCACCACCCAUCAUCCCGGAAAGCUGAAUUACUGAAUUGGGAAGGAAAGAACAAUUCCCUUUACAAUAAGAGUGCAGUAGACGAGUUGCUACAGCAAUGCCGUUACUAUAACUUGGCAUCUGGAGUGUCUUAA